AUGCUGCGAAGAAGUAUUACAUUGAUAUUUAACCGGUUUGCGUUGCAGUACGACUCAACAAGUCGUUCUCUCAGCAUUACACAUCAAUAUUGUGAUGUGAUGGAGUUUUUUGACAGUAAAAAGAACUGGGGCAAAAAUGACGUUAAAACUGGCCGCCCAUGGCGCAAGGAAGAACUUCGACUCAAGUCGAAUGUAGACCUGCACAAGUUGUGGUAUGUACUUCUGAAGGAGCGAAAUAUGCUGUACACAAUGGAGCAAGCUGCGAAGGAUUCCGUAGAACUGUUUCCCAGUCCAGAGCGUAUUUACAAGGUUGAAGAAAGCAUGAAGAACCUCGAGGACGUAGUUCAUGAGAGGAAUAAGGCAUACCUAGAAUUGACCACGGGAGAGAGCGGUGAACGGCCCUCCAAAUAUGUCACGACAUUUCUUGGAUUCAGGGUACGCAAAGAACUCGAUGAACACAUUGAGCCUCCACAUAUGAAUCCUAAAGGCAAGGAGUACGAACAACCGUUUCUUGAUGAUGACGCAUAUAUUUUUCAAAAAUAUUGGAAGGAAAAAGAAUGGUUGCAAAAGAGAGACAAAGACGAUGACGAACGGAGGAAUUCUGGAAAGCACAAAUACAUUUAUCGUUACUGA
Soboliphyme baturini is the source of this 633-nucleotide messenger RNA. Lineage: Eukaryota; Metazoa; Nematoda; Enoplea; Dioctophymatida; Soboliphymatidae. The record is from the annotation of a GenBank genome assembly.